Molecule: messenger RNA, 1604 nt
Organism: Centruroides sculpturatus (bark scorpion)
Lineage: Eukaryota; Metazoa; Arthropoda; Arachnida; Scorpiones; Buthidae
Product: rootletin-like
Exons: 10
Coding region: 393-1604 (403 amino acids)
Source: RefSeq, a predicted model, not a curated record
CAUCACGUAGGGAUGGGAGCGAGUCUUUGGGCUCGAGCUCUUUGCUGAGAAACAGAAACACAGCUUAGAAAGUGUUCACGUAAAAAGCUGUUUAUCUGUACCUAUUCUCCAAGUUGAAGAGAGAAUAAUGAUGAUUUCUUAAGAGUAUGGGGAAAAACAUAGAAAAACAAUUUAUUGUUUCUGUCGAGUAGUAUAUAAUAAGUGUGGUUAUUCUAGAACGAGCGUGGUCACAAGUUGAUCGUGAUUGACCGGUCAAUCGCUGCAUCGUGUUUGGUCAAUCGUGGAUAUGGCUUGUUAAAAUAUGAAAAACAUUUGUAAUUUUAAUAGAAAUAUUUUUUUCUGUGAAAUCGUUUAAUUAUUGUCUAUGGGUUAGUAACACUGUGCUCUAUUAGAUGGAUAGGAAGAAGUGCUCUUUGUGUCGAUGGUCAUUGAAUUGUUACAGGUGUUUAGAGAAAGAAGAAAAUAUGAGUGUCUCAGAACUAGAUUAUGGAAGUGGGGAUGGAGAAGAAAAUGGAGAACGAACAGAAAUCAUUAAUUUGGAAACACUUCAACUUAAAUUACAGCAAGAAAGAGCCAGAUGUCAGAAACUCACUGAAGCUAAUAAUAUGUUGAGAGAACAAUUAGAUGUAGCAACUCAAGCAAAUCAAGCUCUUACAGCAGAUAUACAUCGAUUAACUGAAGAAUGGCAACAUACAAGAAAAGAAUUAGAUAUAAGAGAAUCAGAAUGGAGGGAAGAAGAACAAACUUUAAAUGAUUAUUUCACUGAAGAACAUAGUAAGUUGCUGAAUCUUUGGAGGCAAUUACUUAACUUUCGACAUGAAUUUGCAGAAAUGAAAAUGAGUACCGCACGUGAUUUAACGACUUUAAAGUCAGAUAUAACACUUUCAGCAAGUCAUAUGACAGGAGCUUGUUUAAAUUUGUUAGCUAAUUCAUCACUAUCUCAGGAGACAGAUAUGUUGAAUAUUGAACUUCAGAAAAUUACUCAAGAAUUUAAAAAGUUACAAGUUAAAUAUGAAGUAGAAAAGAAUGAAUACAAAGAAAAGAUUCAUGACCUUACUGUACAAAAUGAGAAAGCUAAAAACAAUAUUGAAGAAAAAGAAGAAACAAUUGAUACUUUAAGAAAUAAAAUUGAUAAAAUGAUAAAAGAAGAAGAAGAAAUGGAAAAUAAAAUUGAAAAUACUAAUAUACAAUUAAAAUAUCAGUUGAAUUCAUUAUAUGCCAUAUAUAAAGAUAUAGCACAAAUUAUUGUUGAUGAUGCUUAUCAUCAAAAUUGGAUUGAUCAUUUACAAGAACAUUUAGAAAAUAGAGGACAAUUUAUUUUCAAAAAUUUGUUGGAGGGCAAAACAACUUCUGCAGUCAAACAUUAUUCUCAAGUUGAAGUUUCUGAUAUACCCAUUUUUGCAGAAUCUGUUUUAACUGCAGUUAGAAUUGCUCUUAGUCACUACCACUUGGAAGAAGAAUUACAGAUUAUUGGACCUUGUCCCCUUCAAAGUACUCCCCUUCCCUAUUCAUACACUUAUCCCAGUGAUGUUUCCACUUUGCAAAGCAGUCCUGGCAAGCUUGUUUUGGAUUGUCCUUCAAUGCUUGUGACAAAUUUGUUUUAA